AAAGACCGGCGGUCUCUCAUCUCAUUGGAUGUUUGGGUGCGUCCUCACCGCAAAGAUCCAUCAUCCGAGCAACUCAGUCAAGGCACAGACACUGUAAUGGCUGUGAAUGACACCUGUUAUGUCUGCACGGUCUUACAGCUUUACAAACAGUGAUUGUUUACCACGAUUGUUUUAACAUUUGCGUGACCAGGGAUCAAGUUGAAAGAACAAGUCUGGAUGCGGUGCGCUUGCCUUGAGGAUAUUGGAAAGGUCUCCAUCAUGCCGAAGGUUCAGUCUGAGAGGUAGCAGUUUAAACACUUACUUCAAGACAGGCUUUUCACCCUUCGAUUCCCAUCAUGGCUCUAACCUGCCUUUGUGAGUCUGUGAACGGAUCAAACCAGGAUUAUGUGUUCUGCAACAGCACUACAUUCAACUUCACCAGCAAUGAAAGUGGACGCUGUCACCUUCAGACCAUGGAUGAAGUUCUGUUUAGGCUUCUGGGCCCUAGACGAUCUCCUUUCUUCUUCCCCGUAACCUUUAUGUACAUCCUCAUCUUCAUCACAGGGGUCUUGGGAAACCUCCUCACUUGCACCGUAAUCACUAAAGACAGGAAAAUGCAGACACCUACUAAUUUAUACCUUUUUAGCUUGGCCAUCUCAGACCUGCUGGUACUACUCUUUGGGAUGCCGCUAGAAAUCUACGAGCUUUGGCAGAACUACCCUUUCCCCUUCGGCGAAAGGAUGUGCUGCUUCAAGAUCAUCUUAUUUGAGACAGUUUGUUUUGCUUCUGUGCUUAACGUCACAGUGCUAAGCGUGGAACGCUACAUAGCUGUCAUCCACCCACUCAAAACCCGCUACGCUAUAACCAACAAGCAUGCUCAAAAGGUCAUCACUAGCGUUUGGAUUCUGUCCCUGAUCUGCGCCAUCCCGAACACCUCGCUUCACGGCCUGCAGUACCAGUACCUGCCAGAGAGGGUUCUGGAAUCAGCUACCUGCAACCUGCUCAAGCCCAAAUGGAUAUAUAACUUGGUGAUCCAGGUCACCACUGUGCUCUUUUACUUUGUCCCCAUGAUGAUGAUCAGCGUGCUGUAUCUGAUGAUUGGUCUGACACUGGCCAGGGGACAGAAGCAGAGGAAGGACAAACUGGACAAGAACCACGACAGCUGGAAAAUCCAUCUGGACAGCAGACGGAGGAGGCAGGUCACCAAGAUGCAUUUUGUGGUGGUAUUAGUGUUUGCCAUCUGCUGGGCUCCAUUCCACAUUGACCGACUCUUUUGGAGCUACAUCACAAGUUGGACGGACCACAUGUAUAACAUAUUCGAAUACGUGCACAUAAUCUCAGGCGUGCUCUUUUACCUCAGCUCUGCCGUCAACCCUGUCAUCUACAACCUUCUCUCCAGUCGUUUCCGGGAGCGCUUCAAAGCGCUGGUGUGCAGCCGCCAGCCAUCGAGAUCUUCUCGUAAUGACUCAGCGCCUUUCUACAUCAUCCCCAAAGACACCCCCACUGAUCUCCAACGUCCAGGCUAAGAGCAGAAACAUGGACGGCCCACUUCCUUUUGUCAUUAUCAGCAGCAGGUGGGAAGGGGAGAAUGAAUGCUUCCAUGUGAGACAACAUGCUCUGUGAUCUCAUAUGGGAAGCCUUGGAUAGCCUCUCGCUAAAGACAGAAAAAGACUAAAGGUGAAACGUGUCAAUUACAGUACUGUGUAAAUAAUAGGCCAUUCCUUACAAACCACAUGUGAAUGGACACAUACUGGGAUUGGACUAAUAUGGCCAAUCAGGCUUUUUGAAGCUAAAGACCAGCUUAAUAAUAAUGCUAACUAGUGUAGCCAUGUUGUAAAUAAAUAAAUAAAUUAGAAUGAAAAUAAAACGCUGUACAAUUUUGCAGAAGUGCCACUUGUUAUCACGCCAUUCACGGUCAACAUUACAGUUCCUGUGAACAUUAGUGAAAGAAUAGGAGACAACAAGGUCAUUGGGUAAUAAAUGACAAAAUUGCUGCUAUGUAUCUGUUUAAAAAUGAAGCGGGACAUCUGUAUUAUACACAUGAAAUCUGUAUCAAAUGUUCUGUAUAAUUUGGGGUUACACUUUAGACAUUCUACAACUACAGUGCCCUCCAAUAAUAUUGGCACCCUGGUAAAUGUAAGCGAAUGCAGCUGUGAAAAUAAUUUUUUUAUCUUUUUAAUCUUUCAUUUAAAAAAAUUCACAAAAUACUAACCUUUCAUUUAAGUAAAACAUUACAAGUGGGGAGAAACUCACAUUAUGAAAUACAUAUUUUUUUCCAAUGCAUGUUGACCAUAAUUAUUGGCACCCCUAGUUUUCAGACGCGACUGGAACUUCAAACGGGACUGGCUUCUCUGGUCAGAUGAAACUAAAAAUUCCCUGUCCUGAACCCUAUAGAAAAUGACUGGGGUGAACUGAAAGAAGUAGUUCAACUCUAAAACAAACAUUUUAAUUAUGUACUCACCCCACUGUCAUCCAAGAUGUUAAUGUCUUUUCUUUCUUC
This is a messenger RNA of Labeo rohita (rohu), 2479 nucleotides long. RefSeq names its product neuromedin U receptor 3 (gene nmur3). NCBI's taxonomy places the organism in Eukaryota, Metazoa, Chordata, Actinopteri, Cypriniformes, Cyprinidae. Gene Ontology annotation, biological process: G protein-coupled receptor signaling pathway. Gene Ontology annotation, cellular component: plasma membrane. The transcript has 3 exons. Gene Ontology annotation, molecular function: neuromedin U receptor activity. The record is from RefSeq and is a predicted model, not a curated record. Bases 336 to 1505 code for a protein of 389 amino acids.